This is a messenger RNA of Calypte anna (Anna's hummingbird), 4450 nucleotides long. RefSeq names its product capping actin protein of muscle Z-line subunit alpha 2 (gene CAPZA2). Gene Ontology annotation, biological process: barbed-end actin filament capping; actin cytoskeleton organization. Gene Ontology annotation, molecular function: actin filament binding. Bases 107 to 967 code for a protein of 286 amino acids. The record is from RefSeq and is a predicted model, not a curated record. NCBI's taxonomy places the organism in Eukaryota, Metazoa, Chordata, Aves, Apodiformes, Trochilidae. The transcript has 10 exons. Gene Ontology annotation, cellular component: actin cortical patch; F-actin capping protein complex.
GCGCAGAGUUGCCACCUCCCCAUCCAUCCGCGCGAGGCGCGGGGGGUCCCGCCCUUCCUGCCUGGGAGGGAGGAGACGGGGGCGGCGGCCGGAGCCAGACGGGAAGAUGGCGGACCUGGAGGAGCAACUGUCCGACGAGGAGAAGGUGCGCAUAGCAGCAAAAUUCAUAAUUCAUGCUCCUCCUGGGGAAUUCAAUGAGGUGUUCAAUGAUGUUCGGUUGCUGCUUAAUAAUGACAAUCUUCUCAGGGAAGGAGCAGCCCAUGCAUUUGCACAGUACAACUUGGACCAGUUUACUCCAGUAAAAAUUGACGGUUAUGAUGAACAGGUUUUGAUAACAGAGCACGGUGAUUUGGGAAAUGGAAAAUUUUUGGAUCCCAAGAACAAGAUUUCUUUUAAAUUUGAUCACUUAAGAAAGGAGGCUACUGAUCCUAGACCCCAUGAAGUUGAAAAUGCCAUAGAAUCCUGGAGAAAUUCAGUUGAAACAGCAAUGAAAGCAUAUGUGAAAGAACACUACCCAAAUGGUGUCUGCACAGUGUAUGGUAAAACAAUUGAUGGACAGCAGACCAUUAUUGCUUGCAUAGAGAGCCAUCAGUUCCAAGCAAAAAAUUUUUGGAAUGGCCGCUGGAGGUCGGAAUGGAAGUUUACAAUCACCCCUUCAACCACUCAAGUGGCUGGCAUCUUAAAAAUUCAGGUUCACUAUUAUGAAGACGGUAACGUUCAGCUGGUGAGCCAUAAAGACAUACAGGAUUCUCUAACAGUGUCUAAUGAAGCUCAGACAGCGAAGGAAUUUAUAAAAAUCGUAGAGGCUGCAGAAAAUGAGUAUCAGACUGCUAUCAGUGAGAACUAUCAGACCAUGUCGGACACUACCUUCAAGGCCUUACGUCGGCAGUUGCCAGUUACCCGCACCAAGAUUGACUGGAACAAGAUCCUUAGCUAUAAGAUUGGAAAAGAGAUGCAGAAUGCUUAAAGUGAACAUUGCAUGACUGGAGCAUUUUAGUGUCCUUGUGUACAAAUAAAAAUUAGUACAAAAAGUAUUUGGAACUGUCAAAUCACCCAGUCAGCAUGGGCUUUUGCCAUUGAAAAUCACUGUAAGUAGUUUGGUUAGAGCACAAAGCUUAGCUAAUUGACUUUUUUCGUUUUCUUUUCCUUCCAGAGGAUUGCAACUUCAGUAUAGCUGAAUAUCUUCCUUUAGAGUUUCUGUUUUACCUUUAUUUUUUUAUAAUGAAGAGACCAUGCCUUUAGUUUUCAAUUAUGCAUUAAGAACAGUUUGGAAAAUAUUUUUGCAUAUGAUAACCCUUUCUCUUGCUUUCAUGUGAAAUUGACGGCUUCCAAAAUUUGCCGUAUUCCUUGUGGAGAUCAAUAAUGUGCAUUUGUAGGUCAAGGUCAACAUGGAGUUAGCCAUAGGUGCUGUUUUUGAAAUCAUCUAGUCUUUCACUCUCUGUAAAAUUGGGAAAAGUAUUUUCUUUAUCAUUUAAACCUUUCAGAAUACUUAUUUAACUAGCUCCAUGGUAACUCAGUUUUGUUUGGUUUUUUUUAAGAAAAGGCCAAGGUCUAAUGCUGUUUUAAGAUUUUGAGAUUGAAUAAAAAUACUUAUUUCAGAAAUGCAUUUAAUGCUUUGUUCCUGACAAUUACUUAAAUGAGCUUAAACUCCAUCUGCCCUUGAGGUUUUUUAUCAUAAAGCCACAAAUGUAUUAUAACAAGGCAUAUUGUAAUAUAUAUAAUCCUGUACUCAUUACUGUGUCUGUCAGUUUAUUUUUUUUCUUGGAUUGAAAUGUACUAAAAUUCAAUGUGACAUUAAAAUGCAAAUUUUCUAUUUAUUUGAGUAUCAGAUUGCUUCGUGCUAAAGCCUAUUUUUGGUGUUUCUAUAUAUUUUUAAAAUACUGCUUGAAACAGCCACAAACUUGUGGCCUCUUGGCUAUUCUCAGUGUUUUUGGAUAUUGUUAUAUUAUCAACUCUUGUUUCCAUCUGCAUUUAAGAAGCAUCUACAUAUGGAAGUCUACUUAAGACAAGUACCUUUAGUUUCACAUUGGCUACAGAGGAUGGAAGAAAUCACAAGACCAAAAAUAACACAUUAUCUUGAGAAUACUUUCCCUGUCUAGUGUAUCAUAUAUUGAAAAUGGAUGUCAGGUAUUUAAAAACAUAGACUUCAUUACAAAUGCUCUUUAACUUCUCUGAAAUGCAUAUAUUUGAUUUUAAAUUGGAUGGAAACCUAUUUUAAAAUGUGGUAAUUAUUUAUAAGAUCAUGAGGAAAAAUUUUACUAGGUUUUUUGUGGGGUUUUUUAGGGUUGUUUUUUUUCUUUUCUUUUUAGAGGCCAGGUAUUUUUUCACACUCCUAAACCAGUAAAACUUACACAAUGGUUUCAUAUCUUUGUUUCUAGCAUGAGCAAUUUAAUUACCUUAAAAUAUUAAUUUACAGCAUAGCACGAGAAUCUAGACUUGUACUUGAGUAUAAAAAUAUACACACAAAGUAGUUUACUGUUUGAAUGGUAAUAGCAAUACCCCUAUAUGCUGUUGUUCUUCAGUAGUCUUUUACAAAGGGGUAUAGAAUCAACUGAAGUUCUUGAAAUUAAUGCUACUUUACAGUGCUAAACUGUAUAGUAGAAGAGUGGAAUUUGCUCUACCACAGUCUUCCUGUAGAGUUGCCCUCUUAAUUAUCUUCUUAGUGAACCAUGUUACUCUUUAAAAGAAGGUAUAUAAAACCUGUAAGUGAGCUACUAGCACAUGCUGAAACACUGUCAAGUCAGUCUGUCAGUCAUAACUAAGUUUUAAAUACAAAUCUUGGUUGAAGAAUUUCUUCUGUGUAUUUAAGAACAAACUAAAAAUAAGAGACAGUGAGUAGACAGCUAGGAGAACUGUUCAUGGGCAACAACGCUGCAAAUAAGUUUUCUAGCUGUUAGAAUAUUGUGUAUGACCUGAAUCAGCACUGGCUAAAAGUCAGAAUGCUAUUUUUCUUACAUGAAAUAAAAAGCUAGUUUUAAAUAUAUUCCUAAUAAAGAGGUAUUUUACUGUGAAGUACUCUAGUACUGUGUUUCCCUGUUUAUUCAGUCCUGUGAUAGUCUUAAUUCCUUAUCUUCAAAGAAUAGCAUCCGACGGGUUGAUUUCUAUCAGUGGGUAGAUCUGUAUUGCUUCUAUUUUUUUCCUGUUGUGUUGUAUUUUAGUCUGUGAGAUAAUUUUACACCUUGAACAUCAAAUAUAUUAAGUUAUAACUUCAAUAAAGCCAUUUAUAUGUAAGUCAACUAUUCUAUUACUUUUUCAAAAUGGUAUGCUCUAUCAUAUUUAAGGGUAAUGACUCCCCAGGUGAAACUGACCUGAGUAUCAGCUGAGGCACAUGGCAUAUUUGCAGUUCUUGAUUUCUCUUAAAAUUUGGCAUGUCACUUUGUUUCUACCCCUUUAAAUUGAAGAAAUUUAGAGCUUGCUUGGUAGGCUUUAGGGUAUUUCAUGUAGUAAAGUACCUUCUCUGAGAAAUUUUGUUUUGUCAUUUGUCUUAAUGUGAAUUGCUAUUAGUUUAUAUUCUAUUUUUAAAGAUAAGAUUUGUAUUGUGGAAUGUUGAUGUACUAAACAUUAUGGCUUGUAAUAUGGACUUGUAAAAUGCUUGCAUUUAUGAAGUGUAUUAUAUCUUGUGCAUCUCAGUGCUCCUUUAUACAAAGGAAAUUUCAACUUAUGCAAGUAAGCAAUUGUUCUUUCUGAACACGUGCAACAGGAAUGACAAUUCAGCUUUCAGUUUAUCCUGAGCAGACCUUUUUUAAUAUGUCUGUCCUAAGCCAUACUGCAGGUAGAAUGAAGCUUUAAAAUUAUUGUAAUUUUGGUUAUAUCACCACUGCUUUUUAUGCUUUAGAUGUGGAAAGCAAUUCUCCUGGCUCGUUCAGUUGGGAACACUGCAGCAUAGUUCAUAACUAAAUGGUUGUUUAGCCUAUGGUUAAAAGUACUGUAUGAAAGUGCAAACCCUAACACUUGUGUUCUCUUCAGGGUACAACUCCAGCCACGUCUUAUGGCAGUGAUGUAGUUUGUGCAGUCUGGGAGUAAAUGCAUUCCUCUUCCCUGCUUGGCAUGUUCUCUUUUUUCUGACAAAGCGGUUUUUGUGCUCUUGAGUUCCCUUCCUCUGGGAGAAAUCUGAACUGAGAGAUGGGCUCUGAAUGUCCACCACAUGGCCUCCAGCUUCUAAUGGUGAUGUGAGUCCAUAGCAGUGGUUUCCUUCAGGCAGCUUGAAAACACUUAUGCAUUGUGGAUGUCUGGAUGAUCAGACUGAACUUGGCCUUCAAAUUUCCAAACUGUAUAUACUGUAGGUAGAGGCUGAACAUCAAUUGUCUGAUUCUGUGGAUUCACUGCUAUCGUACUGAAUUACUUGCUGACCCAGACAUAGCUUCUGCCACAUAUGUUUACUGGAAAGACUACAACUGUUCUUCCUCUGAUACAACUGUAAACUAGGUUUAGAUUAAACUUAGUUUGUUCA